AUGGCGGCAGCUCCGCCGCUCUCCAAGGCCGAAUAUCUGAAGCGUUACUUGUCCGGGGCAGAUGCCGCCGUCGGCGGGGGCCCUGAGGCCAAUCGCAAGCGUCGCAAAAAGCGGCCGAAGCUAGGCGGGGCCGGUGGCAAAGGAAUGCGGAUUGUAGAUGAUGAUGUGAGCUGGACUUCUAUCUCCACCACUAAACCUGAAAAGGAGGAUGAGGAAGAUGAUGGAGAUUUGCCUGUGGUGGCCGAGUUUGUGGAUGAGCGGCCAGAAGAGGUGAAGCAGAUGGAAGCCUUUCGUUCCAGUGCCAAGUGGAAGCUUUUAGGAGGUAACAAGGAAGACAUAUCCCCACAGAGAAAUUUCCAUCAUGAUACCCCAGAUUCAUCUCCUCCAACGAAGGUCCGUCACGACACCCCAGAUCCAUCUCCUCCGAGGAGGGCCCGUCACGACACCCCAGAUCCAUCUCCUCCGAGGAGGGCCCGUCAUGACACCCCAGAUCCAUCUCCUCCGAGGAGGGCCCGUCACGACACCCGUGAUCCUUCUCCCCUCAGGAAGUCUCAUCGUCAUUCUUCAGGUAUAUCUUCUAGGAAAGCUUGUCAUGACACACCAGAUUCAUCUCCUCUUAGGCGGGCCCGUCACAGUUCCUCAGAUCUCUCUCCCCCACGAAGGACCCGUAACAGCUCCCCUGACACAUGUGAGCGUAAAAGAACUGACUCCUUGGACACAUCGCAGCUCAGGAGGGUCCGACACGACUCCCCUGAUUUGGAUCCUAAUGUCCCUCAGUCACUGCCCAGAACAAAAAGCACUAGAGCACCAGAUGCUACCUCUAGUAAACCUCCACAUCGGAAAGGACCAGGCUCUUCUCCAUCACUCCCAAAGAACAACAAAAAUGAACAUGACUCGGAUAUCUCUCCUCCACGAAAAAAGCGAGCAAAAUCCAAUUUUGGAAAUAAGCAGCAUGAUUCUAAAGGGCACUUGGAUUCUGACUCGGAUCUUUCACCUCCGCGGAAUAGGCCUAGACACCAGAGCUCUGACUCUGACCUCUCUCCACCAAGGAGGAAACGGAGGGCCAGUUCUGAUUCUGAUCUGUCUCCACCUCGAAGAAGUCAACCACCUGGGAAGAAGGCUGCACGCAUGUAUUCUGGCGCUAAAACUGGGUUGGUGUUAACUGACAUGCAGCAAGAGCAGCAGGAACUCAAGAAACGAGAACAGGAAACCAUGGCAUUUGAAGCUGAAUUCCAGUAUGCUGAAACUGUAUUUCGAGAUAAAUCUGGUCGUAAGAGGAAUUUGAAACUGGAACGUUUAGAACAAAGGAGAAAAGCAGAGAAGGACUCGGAGAGAGAUGAGCUGUAUGCCCAGUGGGGAAAAGGGCUUGCCCAGAGCCGGCAGCAGCAACAAAAUGUGGAGGAUGCAUUGAAGGAAAUGCAGAAACCUCUGGCCCGCUACAUUGAUGAUGAAGAUCUGGACCGGAUGCUGAGAGAACAAGAAAGAGAAGGGGACCCCAUGGCCAACUUUAUCAAGAAGAAUAAGGCCAAGGAGAAUAAGAAUAAGAAAGUGAGACCUCGCUACAAUGGCCCAGCACCUCCUCCCAAUAGAUUCAAUAUCUGGCCUGGAUAUCGCUGGGAUGGAGUAGACAGAUCCAAUGGAUUUGAACAGAAGCGCUUUGCCAGGCUUGCCAGCAAGAAGGCGGUAGAGGAACUUGCCUAUAAGUGGAGUGUUGAGGACAUGUAACUUUCUGAGGCUGUAGGGUGGUGAUGGGUGUGGCAGAGGACACAGGGCAGCCAGACGUCCAGCAGUAGCUGUUGUCUGUGCUCAUAACUGGUCCACAGAGACCAAAACUGCUCGAAUGCCACUUCUGCCUG
This is a messenger RNA of Condylura cristata (star-nosed mole), 1856 nucleotides long. RefSeq names its product BUD13 homolog (S. cerevisiae) (gene BUD13). Gene Ontology annotation, biological process: mRNA splicing, via spliceosome. Bases 1 to 1725 code for a protein of 574 amino acids. The record is from RefSeq and is a predicted model, not a curated record. The transcript has 11 exons. Gene Ontology annotation, cellular component: RES complex; U2-type spliceosomal complex. NCBI's taxonomy places the organism in Eukaryota, Metazoa, Chordata, Mammalia, Eulipotyphla, Talpidae. Gene Ontology annotation, molecular function: RNA binding.